AUGUUGCUCCAGCAGCAGAGCACAGGCAGCUCGGGCAGCAAAAGUGGCAGAAGCUUCAGGAAGUCUGGAGAUGAAGUUGUUCCGCCGCGCUCGGUGGAGCAGGAGGAGGUGGAGCCUGAAGCUGCGCAACACAGCGUGAGGAUGAAACAGACCGUCGUCCAGGCGGAACCUGCUCGCUACAGAGAACCAUCUGGCGGCCCGUCGCGAGAACAAGACCUGGAUUUCUUGUGUUGCAACCAGAGCUGCCCUGGAGACUACCGCAAGAGCACUGUGGAGGCGCAGCAUUACGCGCAGCGGAAAUUUAUAGUGCAACAGGCAGCUGCCGCUGCGCACGCUCAGCAGCAAACGGCAGGCGGAAAGAGGGCCACGUCCUCGCAACAGGACCGAGUGCACUUCGACAAUGGCAACGACCUAUCGGUGACUGCAGGUGGAGGCCCGACGGAGCAGACAAGUAGCACAACUUCAGCAGAUCAUCAUUUCUGUGGAGGUGCACAUGAUCUUGCCAGCCCCGAGCAUCAUGCUCCUGCCCCUGCGUCAACGAAUCAGCUCCGAGAGCAGGACAAGAAAAAAGCGUACCGCCCCGGCGCUCCCAGAGCAGCAUCCCGGUCGGACAUACUCCCGGACGCUCGGGCAGCUCUCGUGGCCGCCGCGACGACCAGCACUCCCGGUCUCCGGGGCCGCGACAUCGCGAAUUGCAGCGAAGGGGAAAGAACAAGUUUUUCCACACAAACGCUGCAAAAACGGCUCGACCUGUUUCGGUGUACCUCCUCAAACCUGCCGGCGGAAGAAAGGUGGCUGCAAAGGCGGAAUCUGGUCAGCAGAAAGCCGCACUCUGUUUUAGGACGCUUUGCUCGUAGCCGCGGAAGGAAGGUACUUAUUUUUUCAUACAUAACAUUAUGCUGCGGUAUAGUUUUUCUUUUUCACGUUCUCCUAAAUCUGAAUCCGAUAGAUCCCGAGGGGCCGCGUAUCAGCCCAAAAGCUUCAUAAAUGUGCUUGCUGCGGCCAAUAUAUCAAAUCGACUAUGAAAAUUUAGAUGGACAAUAAAUUUAAAUUAGAAGGAGCCUCGGAGGCAGCAUAUUUGAAUGAUGAUAAUUAUUGAAAUAGGAAUUCAUACGCAUUACUAUCCAUAGAACACCAAGAUCAGGCAGAUCGGUUCAAAGUGAUAAAUCAAAACUGAUUGGCACGAAAUUGAACUUCACCGAAGGUGAAGAUGAUCCAAAGAAUGCGCUCCAUCUGGCAAGCUGAAAAAUAUCGGUAAAGCCAAAGUAUGAAGUCUCUGUGUCGGUCAUGAUCUGUGGAAGGAUAUUGAUAAUUACGAUAGUUAUGAAAUGAAUGUUGCAGCUAUUGCUAGGAUCAGUGUCUGUGUGGCUACACUUUCUCCUGUUGUGUUGACGCCAACUGCUGCUCAACUAUACUCACUGCGAUACAGGUCAUUUUUGCGGCGUUUUAUUUCCAGCACUAUGCUCUGAUUUAUCGGAUUACUUCGUGCUGAGGUCUGCGUACCUUGGUACGAAUUUCUAUUUGUGCCCACCAAAGUUAGCUUUUAACUUCUUUUUAAAGACGUCACGGUGUCAAAACACGCUCACCUCCUCAUCCAAGAACAUUUUGCGUUCGUCGAGACAGCAUUUAAAACGCUAAUCGGACGAUGAAUUCUGACGAGCCAACCACGCUUGAAGAUCUGUUUUCCCCGAAAUCUGUUCAGGAUGCUGCGGGGCGCUUUUCCGAAGACGUUGACUCUGUGGAAAACAUCACGCGCGCCAGCCAGCAUCAGCAGGCCACCCCGAGCACACCAGCAGCAGGCGAUCAUGAUAACCCAGCUUCCGAAGGCCGGACGGUCGGCGUGAAUGACGCGGUGCGCCGGGAGUUGCAGGAGUGUUCUUCGCUCACCGCAGCGGAGCGGCGACGGAACUACCUGGCGCUAACCGGGAAGUUGCCCUCACAGAAAUCGCAGCACUUGCGGAAGUCCAGAUCGCAGCAACUGUACGAAAAGCAACAGCAGCACAUAGCAAAUGAGGACGAGCUGGAUACUUUACUGCACGACGACGGCGCCCGCUUGCGCAUGCAGUGGCUGGCACUAUCCUCUGCGUCGCGGGAGAGCGUUACCAGCAGCCAAAAUUUGGUGAACAACCGACGGCUGCGGUCCUCCAUUUCCCCGUCCACGGUACAUAACAUGAUCAUGUCCUCGUCCUCCCGCCCUGGCACGAAUACUCUGGUGAACACUGGCGCAAUGACGAACACGGCAAGUAAACUCUCCACGAUUAGCAAUGAGCACGAGGAGCAGACUACUGCGCACUUCGGAUUAGUGCUCCACCCCUCGAGCAGUGGCCCGUCGUCAGAGCGGGGAAAUUAUCUGAUGGACAGGAUGGAGGUAGGACAUCAAGGUCUGCAUCAGCAGCAGAUCGAUUUUUCCCCCGCCGACCAGGUAGAAGACAAUUUGAGCCUUGUCAGUCCGCCACCACUGCCAACGGGGACGGACGAAAGGACUCUGCAACGCGCACUGAGCAACGAAAGUGCCAUCGAGCCGAGAAGGGACCCACACGAUUCCUUUCUGCACAGCAUGUCGAGGCCUCUCGCGGGAAGAAGAGCAGUGCAAGACUUGAUGUUUCCCGCGGAUAGAGCUGCUGCAGCUCUACCUCCGGAGGGGACGAUGAAUCAUACGUCGAAUCAUCCACAACAAGUCCAUCUUUCCGUACCACAGAACGCGGCCAUGGCCGGUCUUACAACUGGGUCGUGUGCGGAUACGAAUCUAGCGGAACAAAUGAGGCCAGGAAUGAUGAAUCACGUUCACGAGCCCACAACACCCGUCGCCCCUGCGCCUGCAGGUCCUGCUGCGGAGUUGAGUAAGAAGAACAUUCAGCAACACGACCGAGAAAACGCUCCGCGUCCCAUCGUGCCGGUUGUGGGCGGCGGUCUUGGGCAACAUCACCUAGUACAGCCAGGCUUCAGUGGUCCUCACAGUCCUCAACAAUUUUUACUGCCCGGUGGUAAAAAUUAUAUACCGACAGCCCCACCACACGGAGCUGCUGCUGUUCCUACCACUGCCCUCGCGGGGCCUGGUGGUGUGAAAAAGGGCGGUGAGGACUUGCGCUACAAGUCGCCUUUUGACGAAACCUUGGAGCGCGGCGCCACCUUAGACUGGGAUGACCUGUCGUUCGAGGUGCAGGGGAAAAAGAUCCUUCGCCACUGCUACGGCCGACUCUUCCCCGGGGAAGUCGCGUGCCUCAUCGGCCCCUCGGGUGCGGGAAAAUCGACGUUGAUGAACCUGCUGGCCGCGAGACAGCGGUGGAGGGGGCCGGGAUUGAAGCUUACGGAGAACUGCAUAAGGUUCGGCGGCCGGGUCGCGGACUACGAGGGAUUGAAGGAUUCCGUUGCGCUGAUCAUGCAAGCCGAAUCUUUCGUCGAAACGCAAACGGUGGAAGAGUCACUCCGCUUCGCGGCAAUUUUACGAGGCUGCGCAGCAGCGGGCGAGUCGACCACGGAGGAGGAUUUCUUCGGGCCCUACUUGUCCGACAGCAGUUGUGAGGAGGAAGAAGAUCUGGAUGUCGAUACAGCAGGAAGAGUGGAUCAUCCAGCAGCCGUGGUGGCCGAGGAUUUCAGUCCGGAAAACGAGAAAUUCGAUCUCGAGUCCCAGCAGCCCAUGUUGCCAAAUAAGGAUCAUCGACGUCGUGGUGGAGAAAAGGAUAAAGCCCAACCAUCACGGUCAGGAAGAAUCUCCAAUGGAAAUAGGAACAAGACGAGAACCAACCAGGAUAAGAUCCGGCGGAAGAUGAAGCGGAAGAACAAAAAAGAGACACUCAGCCUGAUUGACCAGAAGAUCAACGACGUUUUAGGCAUGCUUGGCCUCGACACUUGCCGAAACGUCCCGGUUCUGCGAAUAUCGGGCGGGCAAAAGAAGAGAUUGGGAGUUGCGCUUGAGCUUAUCGCCGACCCCAAGAUAUUGUUUCUGGAUGGUACAGUGUGAUUUUUUGUAAAAUAGAACUAAAUAGAAGAUGUUGAUGUUGCAAAGAAUUAUAUGCUUAAUUCAUUGCGCGAAAUCUUUUCCCUUUCUUAUUCUUUCCCUUUUCGCUCACCCUGAAUGACUGUGACAGAGGCGCUAGUAUAAUUAUCCGAGACAUACACCACGACUACAUCCUCAACACACGACAGAACCAACUUCCGGCCUGGACUCCUUUUCGUCCCUGCAAUUGGUCCAAAACCUCCGCACCAUAGCCCGGGAGAAGCAGGCGAUCAUUUGCCUCACGGUGCACCAGCCCGGGUCGGAUCUGUUCGCCCUGUUCGAUCGGGUUUACUGCAUGCGAUACGGAGAGAUUCUGUUCCACGGUUUGAACAAAAACUUGGAUAACGUGCUCCACAUGAUCAACCCGAACGCGAUCCGCGAAGACGCAGCAGCAGCAGACCGGGAAAACCGCAUAAAAAAACGCCGAAUUGAAGGAGAAGCCGGGUCCGACGACCCGAUCUUCGGAAUGGGUAUUGGUAGUAAAGUAGCGGCGAACUACGGCAGUGGUUCUCCUUCUCGAAGAUCUCGUGUUCGUGCUGGAAUAAAUAAGAGAAAUGAAACAACAGGAGCUGCGGUCGUUCCUCCUGCGUAUCCUCCUGGUGCAGAUUUCGCUACAUCAACCUCCUCCAACAGUCUUAACAACGUUCUGAAUUCGACCAACCAGCACAGCAGCCAAAACGAUCUGGACUUCGCCCUGGCGGUGCAAAACGCGAGUGCUUUUGACGUGAAUUUUACGACGGAUAACGAAAGAACGCCUUCGCCAACUGGUGCUCGGAGAAAGAACAUUAACCGAAAAAUUCCAGACAAUUACGAUGCGAGAAUUAGUCCGGAGGGCCAAGCUGCCAGACCACUUGGUGAUGAAGUAGAAGCUGCUGCUGGUACAAAAAGUUCUGGCGCGGCGGCAACACCUAGACCAGAAAUUCUGAGCAGCAACCGCCCUGUUGUUCCCCAACUCCCAGAUGACGAAUUUAUUAAGCGAACUACCUCCACUACCACGUCCAGUCCGGGUAACAUCUCCCGCGCCGGGCAAGGAAAUUCGCCCUCUCAUGGUGCCGUGCUCGCAGGACAGUUAUUUGUCGCCGAUCAUGGUGGUGCACCAGCAAGAACAAUGAAUGGAGCGUCUACUUCUUCUGCAACUGAGUUUGUGUUUCCACAAAUCGCAGCAAAUUACCCAGUUGCAGAUUCAAAACAAGAACUCCCAGCAUCGAUAAUUGUCGGAACGGGCCCCGCUUCCUCCUCCUCCGCCGGCUUCGUUCCGCAGACUUCUGAUGAUCGCCAGCACCAGCCUCAACACCACGGUUGCGUGGAACUCUGCAGGUUUAUGCGGUCCUGGACGAUCCCGGGCUUCGUCGCGAUGUGUGGCCACCCGAUUCCGCUGGAGUUUUCCACCUGCGAUUGGCUUUUGAACCUGGCCCAGUCGCUGGAGGAGGCCGAGAUCAAGUCGAUCAUUGAGAAAUCGCGGAAAAUUUUUGACGCGGGCCUGGUCUCAGUCUCCGAUUUUGAAGUAAUCGUGGAGAAAGCCAAGCAGGAAGCCCUGAAAAACGGCAGCGGAAGCGGAAAAGCAGGCCGCGGAUCGACAAAUUCGGAAAGAAUUUUUGCGAACGUCGUAUCAACGUCUACGCCAAAAAAAGCAGCAGAGCCACAGUUUUCACCUUCCAAUUAUGCCACCGACGACCCCCACCAGGAUGAACACGAGAUGGACCUGUUCCUGCAAAAUCGUAUUUCCGCACUCUCUCCCGUUGGUACUAGCCGGGACGAGAUGAAGGGGUUGGAUCUGAUAGAGAACGACUACGACAUCCGGAGUCUGUCCCAAAGAAGUAGCACCGACGUGGUUCUUCUACCGCCUAUUUCCAAAGAACACUAUCAUGAUGACCGCGAAAGUGGUACUUCUGCUUCAGCUGCACGACCAGCGGUAUCUGAAAAACACCCAGAGCAGGUGGCUUUCCUCGAUGGUAGUGGCCAGCACCACCAGCAACUUCCCCGCUCCUCCGGUUCCACCUCCAUCUACCACCAGCCCUACUCGACCCAGAAGCUCCGCCCCCGGGCCCGGCCGUCCUGCAUGGCGCAACUGUACUGUCUGACGAAGCGAGAAGUGUCCCACACCUUUCGCUCGCUCUUUUCGCUCAUUUUCCGCACGUUCACGCCGGUGAUCCAAGUCGUCCUCUACUCCAUCGCCUUCAUGAACACGGGCCGCAACCUCGCCACCGGGGUGGAGAUCGGCCCCGACGGGAAUCUGCAACCCAUGACGAGCCGGGCGCAGUUUUCGGCCAGGAUCCGGGAUCUCUUCAUCUCCAUCGCGACGGUGUAUUUCAUGUCCUUCACCGCGGGCGCGCAAGUGGUGAUUCUGAACAUUCCGAAGGAGCGAGCGGUGUUUAUGGCGUUCUCAAACGUUACAUUCUCAACUGUUACAUGAAAUUUGUAAUGCAAGAAUGGCAAAAGUGAAACGGGAAACGUUGCGCCUUUUGCAUUACAGGUUUGGAGCAGAUUGUAAUGCUAUCUAGCGCGUCGAGAAGUUGUCAUGCGGAGAAGGCUUGAUCGUGUUAAGAGUGAUAGUGUUUUUGCAUGACAAAUCAUGUAACAGUUGAGAAUGUAACAUUUGAGAGCGCCAUAGUGUUCCUGCGGGAGUACACCAGCAAUCUGUACUCCGCGAGCAUCUACUUGCUGUCGAAAAUGCUGGUGGAGCUACCGUAUCCUGUGCAAAAGCAUCGUACUCGUAGUAAUUGCAGUCAUGCAUGACAAAUCUGGUUCCUUAGCUUAUUCAGCAUUACAAAUUCCAUUUUUCCUUCUGCAAAAAUUUGUAUGUAAUGCUAUCUCUACUAGUACGAUACUUUUGCAAUGCAUAUACCGAUCACGUUGUUUCAGACACUGCUGAUUGCGGCGAUUAUGAAGGGCGGCUACGGGUAUAACAGCGGGUUUUUGGAAAUGUGGUAUCGCGAGGAAAAAUGCCCCCAGCCCCAAAGUUGCAAAAAUUUGUGAUGCAAAGUUUCCAAAUGAAAACUUUUUGUCAUGCAUGAAAGGAAUAUGAACCUUUCUGAUGCAGAGUCUAGGUGUGUGUCGCGUCGCUUGCAUGACAGGCGCCGCUAUUGCUGGGAUCUUUUGCAAUACGAAUGUUUGCUAUUCACGAUCGGAAAUCUGUGAUGCUGAUAGAUGCAAGAGGGCGAAUGUUUCAUUUGGAAAGGUUUGCAACACAAAUGCUCCCAAGUUCGGGGGUGGGGGCAUUUUUCAUUGUAAUAUGUGGCUGCUGUUGUUUCUGUCCAUGUCGUCCGGCGGGGCGGUUGGGGUGGCGAUUUCCACGUCGACGACCAUGCCGGAGGUGUCGCUCGUGCUGCUCACCGUGAUCACGAACACCAUCCCCGCGUGCUUCGCCGGCGUGAUGCGGGCUUUAUCGCAGAUCCCCGCCUGGAUCCGGUGGCUGAAGCACGUGAUCCAGAUGUCGCACAUUAGCGCCGCCAUGGCGAUGAUUGAGUUCGACAGUAUCGGCACUGUGUCGGAAAACGCCGAAUACCAACAGUACUUCGAGGAGGAACGGAAGAGCUUCUUCGAAGGCAACGACAUCCGGAAGGAAUUGCUCGCCUAUUAUUUCAGCAUGGCGCUGCUGCUCUGGUUCGUGUUUCGAGGCUUAGGAAUACUGUUCCUCAAGGCAAAUGCGAAGAGUGCGAUUGAUUGAUAAUUAGAGAUUAUUGAAUAAAGUGUGGCGGUCUCAUGUCUUGGCGAAGGAAGAACAAAAGCGAGGUAGUAGUGGUUUUGAGAACUACAUGCACAGUGGUAAUUACGACUCUUAUUUAAAGAGGGCACUGAUACAGAGGCGCUUCUCUAUAUUUUUCAUGAUAGCGCUCUAGACAUCGAUUCUUUUGGUGUUUUGGUUUUGUGAUGAGAAGUAGGUGGAGUAGAUGUAGUAGUGGUUUAUUCCCCUCCUCCUGCUAAAGUAUUGCAACACAUACCUUCCAGCUGCGCAAGCGCGGCCACGUCCACCCAGAGCUACUUCUGAUCACAGUAGUUCUCCGAAGCCGUAGACUUUUCGACGUUUCAGGAGUAUUCAUUUCCAAGAAAUAGAUAGAAAAGAAUGAAGACCACAUCGAAAGAACCCCGCUACGCUGAAACCUCGCAACCACAAAAGAGUGAAGGAGACGCUCAUUCUUACUCGCGCAGCAUGUCACCAGCCUAUAUAUGUAGCAAGGACCUCCCCCCCCGCCGAAACGUUAUUUUUAUCGCAGCACAACCCUUCCCUCCAUCCCCGGACUCCCUUUGAAUAAUAUGGUCUUGCACACAUUGCAAUCGCCCGAGCACGAGCUCGAAU
Molecule: messenger RNA, 8294 nt
Organism: Amoebophrya sp. A120
Lineage: Eukaryota; Dinophyceae; Syndiniales; Amoebophryaceae
Source: the annotation of a GenBank genome assembly